Molecule: messenger RNA, 2319 nt
Organism: Lasiosphaeria miniovina
Lineage: Eukaryota; Fungi; Ascomycota; Sordariomycetes; Sordariales; Lasiosphaeriaceae
Product: armadillo-type protein
Exons: 4
Coding region: 1-2319 (772 amino acids)
Biological process (GO): nuclear-transcribed mRNA catabolic process, deadenylation-dependent decay
Cellular component (GO): cytoplasm
Molecular function (GO): mRNA 3'-UTR binding
Source: RefSeq, a predicted model, not a curated record
AUGCAACCGGCCAUCGGCCAGAGGGGCCCUGUCAGAUCGAAGGCAACCGGGCCGCCGCUGGAUCCAUCGACCGGCGCGUUCAAAUUCCCCCCGUAUUCGGAAUACUCAGAUGAGAAAGACUCCUCGGGCACGUACGGCGCGAUGGGGCUCGAUUCAGAUCAUCAAAGGCUUAAUGGCUUUGCGGCAUCAAAGCGGCCAUCUCAAGACUCUACAUCUGCGUAUUUAAAUGCGGUUGGGGGUCUUUCGCGUGAUACCGGCAUCCAAUCAUCCAAUCAUUCUGAGGCCGAUAUGCAUGCUCAGGGCACUCAAUAUGGCGAUUUCUACGGAGGCCAUCCUCAGAACUCUUCGCAUUCGCAAAGGCCGUCCAUCGCGGGUCCGUCCAUGUCAUUUCCGGCUCAAAACAACCGGAUGUACGCCACCCAGCAAAUGGACGAUGAGGAGGUUCAUGACAAGCUUAGGGGCUUGAGCUUACAGGACGGCCAUGGCGGUCCCUCCAACGGUCUGUCGGGUCUUUCGACAUACGGGUCAGCCUCCCAGCCUUUCCAGCUCAAUCCGGUCUCGCAGCCGUGGGAGAAUGGGAAUGGGUAUCAGCCGGGAUAUUCUAAGGACAUGUAUCCCUCUUCUUUUGGAUAUGAAAAACGAGGGUCGAUUGUAGACCGCAACUCGCCCGCCGGCAGUGCCUACCGUGCAGGAUUCAGCAGCCCCAAAAGCUUUGCGGGGACGCCGCAAACCGGCGCAGACCCGUGGCCCAAGCCAGCCUCGAGGGAUCCCAGAAUUGGUCCCGACCUUGAGCGCCGAGCCCCCAAUCAGCAGUUUGUGCCACCUCAAUCUCAACCAGCAGCAUAUUACGGGAACCAGUACUUUAGCCAGGGAUUUUCGCACUUUCAGCCCCACAUCUACGACCAAUACGGCGGCGUGGGCUUCAGACAGCCCGUUUCGAUGAAUCCAUAUGGCGGCCUUCAUGUGAACUCUUUUGUUCCUGGGGCCGUGAACGUCCCAAUGCGGCCGAGCAAAGAUCAGGAUCCAGGAAAAGGGGUGCGAAGCCAGCUGUUGGAGGAGUUCAGGGCAAAUUCCAAGCAUCUCAAGCGCUACGAGCUCAAGGACCUCUACGAGCACAUUGUCGAGUUCAGCGGGGACCAACACGGCUCCCGGUUCAUCCAGCAAAAGCUAGAGACAGCCAAUAGCGACGAGAAACAGCAGGUCUUCCGGGAGAUUGAGCCAAACGCCGUCCAGCUCAUGAAAGACGUGUUCGGGAACUAUGUCAUCCAGAAGUUCUUUGAGCACGGUAAUCAGGUGCAGAAGAAGGUUCUAGCAAGCGCGAUGAAGGGCAAGGUCAUCGAUCUGUCAACGCAGAUGUAUGCGUGCCGGGUCGUACAAAAGGCACUGGAGCAUAUCCUUGUCGAGCAACAAGCCGAGCUGAUCAAGGAGCUGGAACCGGAAGUUUAUCGAGUAGUCCGCGAUCAGAACGGAAACCACGUCAUCCAGAAGAUCAUCGAGCUGGUCCCUCGCCAGCAUAUCGGCUUCAUCAUCGAUUGCCUCAAGGGGCGCGUCAGCGACCUCGCUUCGCACACGUACGGCUGCAGAGUCAUUCAGCGGGUCCUUGAAUACGGGAACGAGAGUGACAAGGCCGCCAUUAUGAAUGAGCUGCAUAACUGCGCCCAGAUGUUGGUCACCGACCAAUAUGGCAACUACGUAACUCAACAUGUCAUCCAAUACGGAAAACCCGAGGACCGCGCAAAAAUGAUUGCCAUUGUCACAACCCAGUUGUUGACGCUCUCAAAGCACAAGUUUGCUUCAAACGUAGUAGAGAAAUGUAUCGAGUACGGCACAGCUGAUGAGCGACGUCUUAUCAGAGAGCGGUUUAUCAGGCCUGGAGAGGAGGGCAACAGCCAGCUGGGUCCCAUGAUCAAAGAUCAGUAUGGCAAUUAUGUCGUCCAAAAACUCUUCAACGAGCUGGACGGUCAGGACCGGGCCGAUUUCGUCGAGGAAGUGAAGCCCCAGUUAAACGCGUUGAAGAAAUCGACAGGUACCGGACGCCAGAUUGCAGCCAUCGAUCGCCUUAUGUCUGCUGUCUCGUCCCCCUUGUCUGGGACUAAGAAUGUCACGCCAUCGUCGACAGCCCCGGCUUCGCCUUCCUUACAGGUAGACAUUGGCUCCGCUGUGCCAACCCCAAAUCUCACGAUGGAAACCAAUAGCCCCUCGUCUAGCCCGCCGAGCCCCAACACCAACGCUGUCGAGGACGUCGUUUCGCGUGCAAAUGCCAAGCUUGCCGGUACAGAUGUGGUCGCGAUCCCCCAGCCGCGUGCCGACGAAGUCUAA